AUGCACUUCGACGGCUCCAAUAUGCGUCUCGGCCUGCGUGCCGGCAUCGUGCUGUCCUCCCCGAAGGGCGACCAGCUUCCGUGCGCGCUCCAGAUCCACUUCACUGCCUCCAACAACGUCGCCGAGUACGAAGCCCUUGUGCAUGGCCUUCAGCUUGCCAAGGAACUCGGCAUCCGGCGCAUCCUAUGCUACGACGACUCGGAUUUGGUGGUGCAGCAGUGUUCCGGCGAGUGGGACGCCCGCGACCGCAACAUGGCGAGCUACCGCUUCCUCGUCCAGAAGCUGUCCGAGUUCUUCGUGGGCUACGAGUUCCUCCACGUCCCUCGCGCGGAAAAUGAGGCCGCCGACAUGCUCGCCAAGAUCGCCUCGUCACUGCAGUCCAUCCCGUCCGGCCUCUCCCUCGAGCACCUACACAAGCCGUCCGUCAAGCCGUCUCCGGACUCCGAGUCCAUCUACGUCCCGGACGACCCGGCCGCGCCUCAACCCAGCCCGAGGGCUGCCGAACCCGGCCCGGGGGUUGCAGCCGCCGCCGUCCCUAACUUGGCCGCCGCCGUCCCUAACCUGGGGGCUGCCGACCCCGGCUCGGGGGCUGCCACCCCGGAACCCGCCAUGGUGGCCGUCUUCGCCGUUGUGAUGGCACCGUCGUGGGCCCUGCCCAUCUUAGAGUUCCUGGAAAACAGGGUUCUCCCCAUGGACGAGACCGAGGCCCGGCAAGUACAGCGCCGGGCGUCCGCCUACAACAUCAUCAACAACGAGCUCGUCAAGCGCAGCUCCACCAGCCCACCAGCCGGCCUCAGCACUCCGAACCAUCCCGAUCACCUGGGUUUCGCGGUCUGGGGACUCGACAUGGUGGGGCCCUUCAAGACCGCUCGAGGCGGAAUGACGCAUUUGCUGGUGACGGUGGGCAAGUUCACCAAAUGGAUCGAAGCAAGGCCAAUCAAGAAGCUGGACGGGCCGACGGCCGUCUGGUUCAUCAAAGACAUCGCAGUACGUUAUGGCAUGCUGAACAGCAUCAUCACGGACAACUGCACCAAUUUCGCCAAGGGCGCGCUCACGCAAUACUGCUCCAUCUUCGGCAUCUGCCUCGACCUUGCGUCCGUUGCACACCCACAGUCCAACGGCCAGGUCGAGCGGGCCAACGGCCUCAUCCUAUCUGGCAUCAAGCCACGGCUCAUCGAGCCACUCAUCCGCGCACCUGGCAGCUGGCUUGACGAGUUGCCGGCCGUCCUCUGGAGCCUCCACACCACGCCAAACCGAUUGACCGGGUUCACCCCGUUCUUCCUCGUCUAUGGAGCCGAGGCCGUCAUCCUGACCGACGUCUAG
This is a messenger RNA of Aegilops tauschii subsp. strangulata, 1323 nucleotides long. RefSeq lists its product as uncharacterized. The record is from RefSeq and is a predicted model, not a curated record. Gene Ontology annotation, biological process: DNA integration. Gene Ontology annotation, molecular function: RNA-DNA hybrid ribonuclease activity; nucleic acid binding. NCBI's taxonomy places the organism in Eukaryota, Viridiplantae, Streptophyta, Magnoliopsida, Poales, Poaceae.